CUGUCUCGUUUCUUUUAGAGGCAAGAUCCUGUUUCCUGGAAUGCAACAUUUGAGGACAUUUCCAGGAAGGUGCUGAAUAUAAGAUACACUCUGUUACCCUAUUUUUAUACAUUAAUGCAUGACGCCCAUGCCCAUGGCAGUACUGUGAUCCGCCCCUUACUCCAUGAGUUUGUGGAAGACAGAGCAACAUGGGAUAUAUAUGAACAAUUCCUUUGGGGACCUGCACUGCUCAUCAGCCCAGUAAUGGAACCGAAUGCUGUAACGGUAGAUGCUUACAUACCCGAUGCCCGCUGGUAUGAUUACUACACAGAUGAAUAUAUUGGUAUUAGGGGAAAAUCAACAACUCUAUCAGCUCCUCUGGACCAUAUCAAUCUUCAUAUCCGAGGCGGUUACAUCCUCGCAUGGCAACAACCUGCUAAUACAACUUUUUACAGCCGGAAAAACCCGAUGGGACUUAUUGUUGCUUUGAAUGACACUCAGUUGGCAGAAGGACAGCUUUAUUGGGAUGAUGGGGUUCGCAUUGAUGCAUAUGAAGAUGGUGCAUAUCUGCUAACAUCAUUUACUGCUAAGCAGAAUGUUUUGGAUAUCACAGUUGUGCAUCAUGGUUACACUGAUCCAAACAACUUAAUGUUUACUGAAAUUAAAGUCCUGGGCGUGAACACCAACGUUCAGCAGGUGGCUGUGUUGCAGAACGGUGGGACAAUUCCAUCAGCUCAUGUGCUGAGCUACAACAGCACCACCCAGGUCCUGAAAAUCACCCGGCUUCAACUUCAAUUAGGCCAAACCUACACAGUGCAAUGGAAUUAAAGUGCCUAAAAAAUAACAUUGGCCAUAUUACUGAAAUUUCUCUUUGUUUUAAAACAGACUUGAGAUGUUCAUACUGUCACUUUGUACCCUAAAAAUACUUUACUCUGUAAAAACUUACAGCUUACAUUGAGUUCAUAUCGAGGUAUCACGUGUAUAAAUGAAGUUUAGUAUUGUUGAAGGCUAACUACAAGCUCUGCAUGUAAUGCAAAACUUAUGUUUUAAAUACUAUGGCACUUGUGUCAUAUUUAAAAACUGAAAUCUGAAUGUACAAUUCUGUUUUCUUUAAGCAGAAAUUCUGGCUGACUUCAUGCAUGGUAAAUUUUGCAAACCAAGAUGCAGUUGGUGUUACCUGCAUGGAUUUGGGGCCAUAAUUCUGCCCAUAUUUAACUUCUAUCAUCUUAAUUUUAACUCUGCCAAUGUAAAUCACUAUUAUUGAGAAGUAUUUAAAGGCAGAUAAAUUAAUGUUCUCAGAUUAUACUUUUAGUAUGAAACAGUGUUUCCACUUGUUCAUCUAUAAAAUAUUAAGGUACUUGCAAAAGUCAUUCAAAGUAUUUUGUAUGAGUUCAGCCAGACAUUUGUGUUCCCCAAUGCUGAAGUUGCAAAAUUAAACUUGAAGUUUCAAGGUUAACCAAUAAA
Molecule: messenger RNA, 1443 nt
Organism: Oxyura jamaicensis (ruddy duck)
Lineage: Eukaryota; Metazoa; Chordata; Aves; Anseriformes; Anatidae
Product: sucrase-isomaltase, intestinal-like
Exons: 8
Coding region: 115-807 (230 amino acids)
Molecular function (GO): alpha-1,4-glucosidase activity
Source: RefSeq, a predicted model, not a curated record